AUGCACGUGGUGAUUGCACAUCUCCGGUAUUGCACAUCUCCGGUUGGUAGACUUGUUUUUCCAGGUGCUGAUUUUUCGAGCUCGGCACCGCAAUUUGGAAGCCCACUUCGUGACCUGAGCUUCCCAAUAGCUCGUUUUUCGAACGCCGCUCGGGAACCGACGGACUUCCUGUACUGCACCGCGGUUCGCUUCAUCGAGGGUGGCCGCUGCCUGGCAUACUGCCUCGUGUCUCGGCACCCGUUCGUGGAAGCCUUUGGGCAGCUGCUGGUAAUGUUGCACGACGGAGAGGAGGUGCUGGAAGAUGUUGGGGAGGCCAGACCCGUUGGGCAUUUUGUAGUCGAGUGCUCGUCAGGGCCGAGAAGGGCCUAG
Molecule: messenger RNA, 369 nt
Organism: Symbiodinium sp. CCMP2592
Lineage: Eukaryota; Dinophyceae; Suessiales; Symbiodiniaceae
Source: the annotation of a GenBank genome assembly